Molecule: messenger RNA, 1757 nt
Organism: Haliotis rufescens (red abalone)
Lineage: Eukaryota; Metazoa; Mollusca; Gastropoda; Lepetellida; Haliotidae
Exons: 4
Coding region: 518-961 (147 amino acids)
Source: RefSeq, a predicted model, not a curated record
CAUGUUUGCACACUGGGGCUGUUUACUUCCAUUGGCCGCUUCUCUGUUCAACAGACGUCUGUAGAGGAUUACUCCAUGUUUUGUUGAGUGUACUGCAAGUAUUUAGCACCGCUCUGUUUUAGGCGCCAGACUCGCAAUUAGUCGCACAAGGUGACCCGUCAGAUCUCCAAUAACCUGUGACGUCAUAGUAUUGAUAACAGUUUGAACUACACCUGUCAUAUACGACAUACUUCACUGCAAGUCGUCAACUUGUUGUCUUCAUUGGAUUGCGUUAAUUGCUGGGAUACAGUUUUUAAAAACUAUCUUUGUUGAGUGUAACUGAAGCGUAACGAUUUGUUUGUGUGUACUUUCUGUUGGAGCGAUUGGCGGCGUUUAACCUGGCGUCUUACACCUGCCGAGCGUAUCAGCUGAUAAGAUUCACCUGUGUAUAAAACGCAACAAUUCAAACGGAUUGCAUCUCAAAGCGAAAUACCGCACGUUUGUAGGACAAGCCCUGACAGUUCACGUUAGGUUCAAGAUGUACAAGGUUGUGUGUACUGUUUCGAUCGUAGCGUUUAUGUUUACAAACUUCUUGGUCGAAGGAUACAAGCUUGAGAGCAGACAUAAACGACAAAAUCAAGAAAACAGUUCAACGACGCCGUAUGAUUCAACCACCACCAACACCACAGUCAGAGUUUACACCAACAACGACUCUGGAAGAAUAGGGCUUGUUGUCGGAGUUAUUUGUGGAGUAUUGGCUGGAAUCGCCGCCUUCGCCAUUAUCGUCACAAUCUGGAUCAAGAACAAGAGGGACCGUGACUCGGAGUAUGCGAGAGCGGCCAAGGUCCAGCGCAACUCUGCCUUGAGUGCCGGCGUCUACAACGACCUGACAACGGCGUCCCCUAUCGUGAAGGUGUCCAUCGAUCAGCAUAAGGAGGGCUCCGAGAUGGAGAGUCUGAAGAAGGAAGAAGAGGAAGAAUAGAGCUGCGGGUGACUGAAGAAGAAAGCUAAACAGACAUUUGCGAAAAUGCAUCAUGAAAAAGCUCCACCAGCAAGUCCCCUCUGGGACCAAAACGAGAUUGUAUAUAUCUCAGUCAUGUUUCGACAAUUUGGACCAUUUCGGAAAUAUAACAUUUGACCUUUUAUGGAGGCAAUAGUGUACAGGCCUAGCUCAGGACAGUGUUAUAGUGCUGACACCUUUGUACAUUGUUGUGUGGAAUCGCCCACGUGCUAAUCACCAGAGUAUUUCGGACCAAAACGUGGGGAAAUAACCUUUUUUGCAACAUUGCCCAAAAUAUCCAAGCCUUCCUCGGAGUUGUUCGUGAUCAAACAUCGACAGACAUGACUUGACAUAAACUACGUGCUGUGCCACCGAUACGAUGAAUUCGUCACGUGAUACACGAGAAGAUGCUGUACUUCACGUUGUCAGACCAAGAUAAAGAAAUGGAAAAUGAUGACGCCGUUCUUAUCUAAUCACCAGGUCAAGUUUCGUUUCAUUAUCCACCAGAGGAGUGCCUUGUUCGAGAACCUUCACAUAAGGUGAUCUUUAUGCACAAAGUAUUUCUAGUGGAUCUUUUAGCACCAUCUUUGUACGUUCCAUGUGUACGUCUCCAUAGCUGUGAUUUAUCAAUACAUCAAAAAGUAGAACUGAAAAUGGAUCAACAUUAUGCGAUUGUUUAGUAAUUACAAUACCAGAAACGUUUUUUUCAUUCCCUUCACAUUCCAAUCACACAUUCCCAUGAACAUGUACAUAGUUUUGCAAUAAAUUAUUAUUCGUA